Molecule: messenger RNA, 1728 nt
Organism: Xyrauchen texanus (razorback sucker)
Lineage: Eukaryota; Metazoa; Chordata; Actinopteri; Cypriniformes; Catostomidae
Product: tRNA selenocysteine 1-associated protein 1-like
Exons: 9
Coding region: 114-1070 (318 amino acids)
Molecular function (GO): RNA binding
Source: RefSeq, a predicted model, not a curated record
CGGAAGUGCAUUUCAGUAAACGUUCGAGUUCCAGGAUCUCCACGCAGAUUCUGAAGUAAACUGUCGCUUCUAUUCCACAAACCUUUGAGGCUCAAACAAUUUCAGCCGCCAAAAUGUUCAACAGAAUGACAAGCUUAUGGAUGGGUGAUUUAGACCCAUACAUGGACGAGACUUUCAUCAAGCAAGCUUUCAGCACGAUGGGGGAGACAGCCUACAAUGUCAAAAUCAUUACACAUCGAGUUACCGGAGGAUCUGCUGGAUACUGUUUUGUGGAGCUGGCGGAUGAAGCUAGUGUUGACCGUUGUGUUCAGAGGCUCAACGGGAAGCUGGUUCCAGGAUCAAAUCCGCCCAGGAAAUUUAAGCUAAACUAUGCAACAUAUGGGAAAAGGCCAGAGCCUGGCCCAGAAUUUUCUGUGUUUGUUGGAGAUCUCACAUCAGAAGUGGAUGACUACCAGCUUCAUCAGUUCUUUUUGAAAAAAUUCCCCUCAUGCAAAGGUGGCAAAGUUGUGACUGAUCCCUAUGGGAACUCAAGGGGUUAUGGCUUUGUGAAGUUUGGUGAUGAAAACGAACAGAAGAAAGCCCUUGAGGAGUUUCAGAAUGCAUCUGGCCUGGGAGGUAAACCUAUCAGGAUCAGCAUCGCUGUCAACAAAGGCAACAAAUCAAACAAUUACCAAAACCAGAAUCAAAACUACAACAGCAACUACCAACAGCAGUAUUAUCAACAGCCCUACAACAAUUACUAUCCACAGUGGAGCUACGAUCAGUACAACAGUUACAAUUAUGGAUAUAACUCUUAUGCUAACACCCCUCCAGUUCCACAGGGGAUGAUGGGACCGCCCCCACCCAUGGGGAUGGCCCCUGACAUGCAAGCAUCCACAGAGCAGUCACAUGACACCACUGAGGACAUUGAGGAGGACACUGCGGAAGACCCAAACCCACAGGUGGAUGUGGAUGCAUUGAACAAACAGCACAUGGAGCGCAGUGAGGAGCUCUAUGACUCUCUAAUGAAUUGCCACUGGCAGCCACUGGACAGUAUCACAUCUGAAAUUCCUGUGAUAAAUGGAUCCUGACUAUCUCAGCUAAACGGAGUUUAGGACUUGUGUACCAUCUGAAGGAACAUGCCUUUUUUUUAUUCUGCUCUGAGCAAGUUUUCAGAGAAUGUUCUUUCACCCUUACCACAUUUUUAUUUGGAGCUUUAUCCUAGCAGGCAAAAUGUUUUUCUUCACUUAUGUUCAUGACCAUUUGUUUAAAAGUGAGGUAGUUUAGAUACAUUUUAUUUUAAAAGGAAUGGAAAGCAACUGCAUCAGUACUUUCAUUUUUAACCAGGUGCAAUUCUUGCUAUUGCUUAAUUAAACUUUUCCAUAAGAAAUUCACAGUUAAUGCUAAUCAGCAUGAUUUGUGGGUAUAAAAAUUGUGUGAUCCAAAAAAGAAUUUACAUCUCCUUAAAACUUCCCCAUUUGUCUGAUUUGAGACCACUGGUCGUUUUGCGUUUUGAAAGCUUUGUUCAUUAUAUUGGUAUUUAUUUUUAGAGUUGUUUGCUGCAUAAAACUAACCCAUAAUUGAUGCCCUGACAGAAAUAUUACAUAUUGAAGCCCUCAAAAUGAGUGUCCUUAAAUGUGUCUGUGGAUAAUUUAAUCACAUGUUUCUUAUUUAAUGCUGAGCUUUAGAAAUUCUGUGGGUAUUUUUGUAAUAAAAGCAAUUGAGAUAGUCAAGGAUAAACAUAAUAAA